This is a messenger RNA of Alosa sapidissima (American shad), 1021 nucleotides long. It is a transcript of the gene myf6, whose product is annotated as myogenic factor 6. The transcript is spliced from 3 exons. Gene Ontology annotation, molecular function: protein dimerization activity; RNA polymerase II cis-regulatory region sequence-specific DNA binding; DNA-binding transcription factor activity, RNA polymerase II-specific. Bases 35 to 763 code for a protein of 242 amino acids. NCBI's taxonomy places the organism in Eukaryota, Metazoa, Chordata, Actinopteri, Clupeiformes, Clupeidae. Gene Ontology annotation, biological process: regulation of transcription by RNA polymerase II; muscle organ development; positive regulation of myoblast differentiation. The record is from RefSeq and is a predicted model, not a curated record.
UGUCAAAACACUAGCUGCUCCAUGUUACAACAAUAUGAUGGACCUUUUCGAGACCAACACUUAUUUUUUCAACGAGUUGCGUUACCUAGACGGAGACCAUGGAUCGCUGCAACACUUGGACAUGACCGUAGUGUCGCCUCUGUACCCAGGGAAUGAUAGCCCAUUGUCACAGGCACAAGACCAAGUGCCGUCGGAAAACGGAGAAGAUAGCAGUGAAGAGGAGCACGUUUUAGUGCCGCCGCGGCUUCAGGGGCAUUGCGAGGGUCAGUGCCUCAUUUGGGCGUGCAAAAUUUGUAAAAGAAAGGCUGCCCCGACAGACAGGCGCAAAGCGGCCACACUACGUGAAAGAAGGCGGCUUAAGAAAAUCAACGAAGCAUUUGACGCUUUGAAAAAAAAGACUGUGGCUAAUCCUAACCAACGCUUGCCAAAAGUUGAGAUUUUACGCAGCGCCAUAAACUACAUUGAAAAAUUGCAGGACCUCUUGCACACACUGGAUGAGCAGGAGAAAACGUCGGGGAACGAACCGUACACUUAUAACAUCAAAGAACAUAUGGCCUGCAAUGAACAUAAUUGGAAAAAAAACUGUCAAAAUUGGCAGAACGGCGACAGUGACCAUUCUAAUGCACCAAUGACGAGUCAUAGAGAAGGCAAUGCUGUUGAUUCCUCUGGAUCAAGUAGUCUUCGGCGCCUUUCUUCGAUUGUUGACAGUAUUUCAAACGAAGAGACGAAAAACAAUUUCACUGAAGAUGUCUUGGAAAAAUGAACAAUACAUUUUUUAACUAACUUAUUUCCACGUGUUUUCUUUAAUCAGAAGAGUGGCUUACGGUGUCUUGGUUCAUUGAAUUUCUCCACCAUUUGAUCCCGACCAGAAUUGCUAAACUGAUAUUCCAGGAUUUUUUUGUCAUUACUAGUAUCACUGUGUAUUGUUUUUAAAUGAAAGUUUGAUUACUGUAAAUAUUUUAUAUUUUAAGAAUAAUGUAAUUUAUUUUUAUUUAUACCGAAAAUCCAAAAAUGAUUAGAC